AUGAAAUGGUGCAUACUUUUCGUCACUAUUUCUCUGAUACUCAUUUCGGCCUUUGUCAAUGUUAAUUCUGAACAAGUUUUUAGUCGUAAUCACCUCAAACUCCAGAAAAUUGUAGCCACUUUGCCCUCAUUACAGCUUCAUGUUACUCUCAAGCAUAAAGCAAUGGAACUUCAUGGAAUAUCUGACUUUCAGGUGUAUGCUAAUCCCCUUGUAUCGAAACAACAGGGGGAUCGUGUACUCUACAACGGUUACACAACGUUUACUGAUGGUCCUGUACGCUUCACUUACUCACUUGUGGAUGGAGCGCCCUACUUGAUGACAAUUAAUAGCUCAUCGGAUGCUCAAAUUGUUCGCUGUAUUCCUCCUAGCACCCUCCCAUUUAAUGAUAUGCUAUCGGCAUUCAAUGCAUUAACGCCAAUUCCUAGUGCAUCAAUAGGUGGCAAAACUAUCGAGUGCAAGAUUGGAAACCUCUUCAAGACAUCGUUCGCUGGCGUCCAGUACGCUGUCUGUUUCGCGGGUAAGGCGGGUUUUACUGCCUAUACAAGUGCUAUGACCAUUACUGUCAAUUAUCUGGACAAUCCCGUGACCAUUCCCAGGACAACAUUAAAGGAUGGAUCAUCAUGCAAUGCCAUUGCAAAUGCAAUUGAAAUGACACCAACUGCACUUGCAUUGCUAAGUGGGACUGAAGUACCAGUCAGGACGUCAAGAAUCCUCAAGGAAGAAACACAUAUGGCAAUGGCUUCUUCAUCGUGCUCGUGUAAGUCGACUCCUCGUCCAUGCCUCUUAUUUCAUGGCCUAGGCAAUGAAGUCGAGGAACGAGGUGUGCAGGAUACGUCGCGUCAUUUCGGGUGGGAAAAAAUUGAGAAUCAUGCUCCAUGCUGCACAACGAUCAAGUAUGCUGCACUCAAUACCGUCGACUAUCGUUGGACCGACUCGCAUCUUCAGGAAAUGGCGUGUGAUCGCUCUCUUUCCAUGUCCAAUUCGUCGUCUAAACACACGAUAAGAGACACAAUUAUCGUCACGCACUCAAUGGGUGGGCUGAUGUUUGCUGGUGCACUUGCAAACAGGAAAUGUAAUCUCGCAAAAAGCUCGACAUGGAUUGCUCUCAGUCCUCCCAUGACUGGCAGCAUGUCUUCCGACUACCUUCUGGAGUUCUGCAAAGGCAAGGUCGAUAAUGUUCUUGCGCACGUGAUCUUCCAAGACAAAUGCCCAAUAUCUGUUUCCGCCACGUCCGUUGUCUAUAAAACGGAGAAGUAUAGUGACAAGGCUAUGAAAACUGCAUACGCUGCCGCUGAGAAGGUUUAUCGCAAGUAUGUCUUCGCAGCCAUGUGUAGCAGCUCUUACGUCGGUAACAUUUCCAAAUAUCAACCCAAGUAUAUGAUGGGAGGGUCUGUGAUUCCGCACAAGUCCUCCGAGAAUGACGGUCUCGUCGAGUUCCAAAGCUGUGCAGGAGGUAUUUCGUCGUCAACGUUUGGAACCACGCACGAAGAUCGGUUUUACAGGUGUGAGUUGAACCAUGCCGACACGGCUUUUAAAACUGGUGACGGGCUUUUCAAGACGACUGUUAAACCUGUAAAGUGGUUUGAGUGCCUCCUGUAA
This is a messenger RNA of Peronospora farinosa, 1599 nucleotides long. Lineage: Eukaryota; Oomycota; Peronosporomycetes; Peronosporales; Peronosporaceae. The record is from the annotation of a GenBank genome assembly.